This is a messenger RNA of Daphnia pulicaria, 2291 nucleotides long. RefSeq lists its product as uncharacterized. The record is from RefSeq and is a predicted model, not a curated record. NCBI's taxonomy places the organism in Eukaryota, Metazoa, Arthropoda, Branchiopoda, Diplostraca, Daphniidae. Gene Ontology annotation, molecular function: ubiquitin protein ligase activity. The transcript is spliced from 8 exons. Gene Ontology annotation, biological process: protein ubiquitination. Bases 137 to 1969 code for a protein of 610 amino acids.
CCGAUUCCCGAAGUCCAGACGUUUUUUUUCUUGUAAAAACAGUAACACGUUUUUUUUAAUUAUUUCAUUUAUUUUCUCCACGUCGAGCUUCAGUUACCCCAUAAGCAUAAACGUUUCGAGAAUGAAACUAUAAAAGAUGCAUACAAAAAACGGAAAUGUUGAGCAAACUUGCAGCUUGUCCUAUGAAGACGAAGAAUUUGUCUCUUGUCAAAUCUGCUUCCAUAACUUCGAUGAAAAUGAACGGAUACCAAAACAUUUAGGAAAAUGCCUCCAUUUUUUCUGUAUUCUUUGCAUUAAGAAUCUGGCUGUACGAAAUGGAAAAGAAAUACUUUGUCCUGUUUGUAGGUCACCUUCAGUAUUAUCCCCUGGAAACUGUGAGGAACUGAUAACAAAUCAUGUGGCCUUGCGUCUUUUGAAAGUGGUGAAGGAAGCUCAAACAAAAGCAGAAACAGAAUUGAAGAUACAGAAGUGGUGCUGCGAGUGUAGUUCACCAGCAUCCAGCCUUUGUCUUAAAACCCAGCAUCAAGUUCAGGCUUUCAAAGAGUUUUAUAAUGCUCAGUCUUCAUUAUUAAUGUCAAUAGUCAAUGAAACCAAUUCAGCUGUUGAUAGCACCCUGGAUAAUUGUCGUAAAAUUCGAUCUGCUCACAAAGUCAUUCUUGAAUGGAUUAAAUGGCUUCAGUUGGAAAUAUCUCGAAGAGAUGUGUCAAACAGUGCCACCAUUACUCUGAUGGAAUCUCUAAAAUCUGCCGAAGUGUCUCCCAUUCCUCGGGAAGAAGAUAUGCGUGCCACUAUUAAUCACAUCAAUAAGCUUAUAGGCUUAUCUAGUGAGAGAUCUGAAGAAGUUUGUGGAUCCCAGUUCAGGACUCGUGAUCUCGUCCAGGCAUACGGUAGCAACGUACUAGCAUUCCUUGUUUCGUUCAUGAACGAUGAAGAGCAACGUAAAGCGAGCAGCCCCGGAUUUGCUUUCGUUUUUAACGGUAACAGCGGUGAAACACUCGAACCAUCAAACAUUCCUGACAAUCUGAUGGAAGUCUCCAUUGAAAUAUUCGAGGAUGAAAAACCGACGGAACCACGCCCGUCGUGUUCGACUACUCUGCAUCUUUCCAAGCGUUCUAAUGAGGAUCCACAGUCGAAUGAUUUUGCAUUUAAAAGAAGUCGGGAAUUACCAAACAAGAAACAGAAAGUUAACACCACUCAACAGCCGAUUGGAGGAAAAAUGCAAGAGAUCGAGCUACUCUUAUCAACGCUCAAAUCCCCGACUAAUCAUAGAGAGACAGAUAUGGAAUUGGUUGCGAUGUGGAUGCGCGAUAUUGAACUCGGUUUAAUGCAGACUUUCUUUGAACAAACGUAUGAAGGCCUCCCUGAGCUGGAGCAACAAUGGAAUGAAAUUAAAAAUCAACAAACCUUGGCAAAUCGGCAGUUUUCCUCUGCGGGCUCUUUACUAUAUUCUGCAAUGACACAGAUUUUGUGCGAUAACUCCCAGUUCAGGGAAAGUUUCGUCGUUCGUGUGUCCACUGCACUACAGCAAUGUCAAAAUGACGAGGCAAUACUAGAAGAUGAGCGAGAAAAAAUUCACAACCAAGAAAAUCGACCCGGCCCAUCGCGUGUGACCAAGAAAGAAUCUCCCAAAACGCUACAAGUUCGAAAUAAAUUGCGUAAAGGACAUCAAGCAAUGAGCACGCGUUCAUCAGCGAUAAAUAUUAAGAAAACCGAUCCAUUGCCAUCAUCAUCUUCCGAUGCCUCAUUUGAGUCCCGCUUUCCAGGAGUAACACUAACAGGUUUUCAGAAAUUGGUUUUCUUAACGAUUGAUGACAUAAAAGUCGAGAAUGGCGCCAUAAAGUCUCAGAUUUACCACGCAGUGAAAGGCAAAAUGACCCAAAAGAAUGUCGAUACCGCGAUAGACUUUCUUACUUCAGAAGCGCUUAUUUACAGUACGGUAGACGAAAAUCAUUUUAAAAUCAACUAUUAGCAUCGAUUUCUUCUUAAAAUGUACGAUGUUCUGUGCAUUGAUCGAAGUCAUGCCAACAGUUUCCGUAAAGUAAUGUAUUCGAUUUGGAUAAUUGGAUUGCGUUUGUCUAGUUUUUGCUGAGUUAUUUCCGUUGUGCAUAAUGCCAUAUGAACAGAUUCGACACACCAAAUAGGUGUCAUUUAAUUAAAAAAAAAGGCAUUUGUUAAUGAUAACCAGAUGAUAACAUUUUGCGUCUUAGAAGGCGACAGCUGAUGUAAAAUUUCCAUGAUCAUUUAAUUUCAGUGUAAAUUACUUUGCUAAUAGAAAAUGAUUCAAAAUCAAA